UAAAUUUAUAGAUAUUUCUUUUUGUUUAUCAUUUUUGGAAAAAUAAAAUGAAAAAUAAUAUAAUUUACAUUUUGUAAAUAUUUAAUUGUAUUUUUUAUGUGCUAUUGUAAAAGGGAAAUUUAAGCUAAAAUUUAAGCUAUAAAUUUAGUUAGUGAAAAAACUAAAAUUUAGUUAAAAAUUUUAUUCAAAUUUUAUCAAGAAAAAAGGAAAUAAAAAUAGUUGUUAUUAACAUAAAUUAUAUAGAAUACUUUUAGCUGUUAUAAUAGCUUUUAAAUGUAAAAGUUUGAUAUAUUUUUAUAUUAAAGUUAUUAUUUUUAUUAAAUCACAUACUUUAAAUAUAAAAAUUGAUAUAUAUUUAUAUUUAAUUAAUAUAUUGCCUUUUAUAUUAAAUUCCUUUUUGAUUUGUAUAAAUUUAAAUUCGUUUUUAUUAAGUUUAUAAAAGCUAUAUGUUUAUAUGAAAUAUAUUGUCUUUUCAGAAUAAGGUGAUUUGGAAACAAAUAUUAACAAAGAAAAGGUUAAAUAAAAAUGUUAAUAAUGUCAUUAUAAUAAUUAAUUUAAUUCAUUAAAGUUAUCAUUGUAAUUAAUCAUUUUAAGAAUCAAUAUGAAAGCUACACAUAGAAAACUAACUUUUUAAAUAAUAUUAUAGAGAUAUUUAUAGUGUAAUUUGAUAUUUAAGUAUUAUUGUGCACUUAUGUGCAUUUACAGUCUUUAUUAGUGGUUAAAAUCUGAUCACAUCUUUUUCACACUCUGACCGUCAAGAACAAUAAAGAUGAUAGGAUACAGAGUAAAACCGUUUUCCUAAGUUUUCUAGUCUUCAAAACACGUUUUUUUUUUUUGCAAACUUGAAAAGUUACUCCAUUGUAACGCCGAUCGACCAAUCUAUCGGGCGAUCGACCGAUCGUUGUCAAACAUGAUCGAUCAAAUCCCAAAUAAGGAUCGACCGAUCCUCGUUACUUUCUAGCACAUCUCUACUUAAUGAUCCAUUUUGUCCCAAAUUCUUGUCCAAAUGCAUUAUUUCCUAACAAGUUAACAUGUAAUAUAACUGAAAAGUGAAAACAAUAGAACUUUUCAAGAAGACUAAAAUACCUUUAAAUCAAUCAUUAUUUAUUCAAAACUGAGUUUAAAAGUGUUAAAAUCACAACACGUCAUUUUCCAAAAGCAAUUCUUAACAAGUAGUUUCAAGUCUCUUUCAACUUUUCAAAUCAGAUCAAUUGGCUUAGCUUCAAAACAUUGGAACCCCACAAAAAAACAUCAAACUCAUGAAGAGUCUUGGUCUUCGGUUUAAAGGAAGAAAAUGGAAAUUGGAAAUACGUACCAGUAAUCAUCACUAAACCACAAGUGUCAUGUCUUUGCACAAUAAAAUUCACCCAACACCAACCUAACUUCCCUACAACUAUCAAUCUAUCAUCACAUAUUAUAUAACACAUGUUGCACAAAAAAAAAAAUUAACACACAAAGAGAGAGAGAUAAAACCGAUUUGUUAUGGAGAACAAGAAGAAGGCCAAUCAUGGAGAUGGCUGGCAUGAUUGUGUCCUUCCUGUACAUAGCCAAGUAGUGAAGAUCAAGAAAGAGUUUGAGAAGAUUCAUCAGCCGCAGAUGCUGAGGGUGCUUCGCUAUAUCACAGGUCCACAGCGUUCCCGUUCUCCUCUCGGGUUAGGGCAGAGAGACCGCAGACCUAUCACCGUUGGAAAAUUGAUAACAAAGAAAGAGCAAUGGAGAUAGGUUACUAUCUGUGUAUUUUAGGCUCUCUUUUGUCUUUCAAUGUAAAUAUCUUUAGUUAAUGUCAUGAGUCUCCUAUGUCAACAAA
Molecule: messenger RNA, 1807 nt
Organism: Brassica rapa (field mustard)
Lineage: Eukaryota; Viridiplantae; Streptophyta; Magnoliopsida; Brassicales; Brassicaceae
Source: RefSeq, a predicted model, not a curated record